Messenger RNA from Bactrocera dorsalis (oriental fruit fly), 1677 nucleotides. RefSeq names its product DNA-directed RNA polymerase II subunit GRINL1A (gene Polr2M). Gene Ontology annotation, molecular function: transcription elongation factor activity. The coding region runs from base 146 to 1375 and encodes 409 amino acids. The transcript is spliced from 3 exons. NCBI's taxonomy places the organism in Eukaryota, Metazoa, Arthropoda, Insecta, Diptera, Tephritidae. The record is from RefSeq and is a predicted model, not a curated record. Gene Ontology annotation, biological process: transcription elongation by RNA polymerase II. Gene Ontology annotation, cellular component: nucleus.
CUAACCGAUUGGCAGCAUCACUACGACCAGCUGUUUAUAUUCUAUGGCGGUUUUUAUAAAAAGCAGUUGUCAUUGCAAUAUUUAAUGUAAAUCAAGUUUAUCGUGAUUUAAAAAAUAUAAUUUUCAAACUAAUAAUUUGUAUAAAAUGGCUACAAUAACUCGGCCACCUAUGAAUAGAAUUCCCGCCGUUGCACCCACUAUUAAACAAGAUAAUGCUGUUAGAGAUCUAACGAAACUUUCUCGUUUGGAAUUGUUAGAUCUCAAGGAGCGACAAAGCAAGUUACUGGCAAACAAAGCCAACUUAAAACGGCUGCCAGAUAAAGGAAAACGCAUAGAAGAUUUCUACAACAAAGUAAUAGGAGAGCUUGAUCGCCGAAAUAAUAUUGAUGAAGCGGCAAACAUGUUCUCAGAAUUAAACAUUGUUUCUAAGGGCGAAGAUGUACUCAAUCGUCUGGAGUGGAACGGCCACUUAAAUGGUGAACAAAAUGGUGAUCCAACAGACGAUAUACUUGAUAGCGAUGACGAAGCAGAGUUAGAUCCAUUACGCGUGAUUGCCCAAUGCACAAUGCACGAACGACGAACAAAAAUUUUACCACCCGAGCCUAAGUUAAUAACAGAAGAUGAUUUAGCAGAGAUCGAAUCUUUUAAAGCAGAGUCUGAGAAUUUAAUAUCAACAUGUUCAAAAGCGAAUUUAACUGAAACAGGUUCAACACUGACAGAAGAAAGCGAAACGGAUAAAGUCGUGGAUGUCCAGGUUGUUGCAAUAGAUGUCGCCGAAAAGUUAACAAAUAUAAAAUCAAAGAUACAGCACUCCACUGAAAAACCUACAUCAUCUAAAGUAAGCUUAAUUAGUGAAGAUAGUCGCAGUAGCACGCCGGCACUAGCGGAGGUAGAGGAACAUGUACGUUACCUUGUGGCGAAAACUGAGUUGCAAGUAGCGCCACAACGGGAAAAGUUCAAACCUUACAAAACCACUGUAUCAGAUGUGCACGAUCCGGCAAAGGAGCGCCUACGAAAAAAAGGCAAACAUUGGGAAGUUACUGCUGCAACACCACCUCUUAUACAACACAGUGGCGCAAAGAUGUUGACAUUACUCGAUUCGGUGGAGUUACAAACCGAUUAUUUGGCAAAAUUAAAAUCUUUGCAAGAAAAACAAGCCGAGGAGCGUUUGGCUGCACGUAUAGCUCGUCUCGAACAACGUAACCUGAAAAUGCCUACAGAGGAAGAGUUGAAAUCUAAAACUGCCUUCACAACAUAUCGCACACCUUCGGUACAUAUCGAAGGUGAACAAAAGUUCAACGAAGACGAUGAGGUACAUGAUCCACUAGAUGAGGAAAAGUCUAGUGGCGGUGUUACAUAUACGAUCUACAAUUAGUUGCCUCACUAUAAAUAACAACAGCAUCCAUAUUAUUUGAACGUUAAUUUAUUAAUUGUUUGUUUGUAAACGAACUUUCUAUGUUCGAUAUUCAACAACACAACUAUGUAUGUAUGGUAUGUAGACACUCAGUAGUUAAACAAUGUAACAUUUAAGAUUUCGCUUAAGUUAUUGUUAUGACUUUAAGGUGCAGCUUUUAAGCAAACACAAUUAAUUUUUUCUACUUAAAUAUGUAUGUAAUGUUGAAAGCUGUGCUCUGGUCUCAAUAAACCACACAAUACUAUAGAAUUUCUUAUAUUACA